This is a messenger RNA of Chinchilla lanigera (long-tailed chinchilla), 1808 nucleotides long. RefSeq names its product translation initiation factor IF-2-like. The record is from RefSeq and is a predicted model, not a curated record. Bases 1 to 1794 code for a protein of 597 amino acids. The transcript has 5 exons. NCBI's taxonomy places the organism in Eukaryota, Metazoa, Chordata, Mammalia, Rodentia, Chinchillidae.
AUGCUAUGGACAGACCAGGCGUCUGAGGAAAGCAGAUCCUUCCGAGGAUCUCUGAGUAGAUUCCAUGAGGAGGAUGGACAAGGUGAUCUGCAAAGCCUCACUGCUGUGAGGGCCCGAGGCACACAGGAUGUGGGCAUUUUUCCCCCAGAAUCACCCGCAUUGAAUAUUUCCAUCUCCACUAAAGCAGCCAGUCUUGCCAAUGCACACUAUGCUCCCAAAACACAGUUUAUCAUUGUUUUCAUAGUAAUAAGCACCACGAGCUACCUUCACAUUCCACACCACUCGCAGCUAAUGGAGCCUGGCGCUUUACCUGGUCUCUCGCCCAUCACACUCACCCGACACUCUGAAGAACAACGAAAGCCGACAGGACACAGCUCUGAAGACACAAUGUGCCCUACGUACUUUACAAAUCUUGCCCUGUACUGUGACUGCUCCAGGAACCUACAGGGUUCCCGAGACUGCAGUGUGAGUCCCAUACUUCCGGGGUCCACAACACACCUGGCCCAGCCGGAGGGCAGCCUCCACCUCACCACCAGCCCACCCCGGCCUGUGUCCACCCUCUGCAACCUUCACGGCACCCCCGGCACCCACAGCAGCCCGGUGGCAGCCUCCGCCACGGCCUCGUUCGCACAGCUCCCGCGUAGGGGAAAGCAGCAGCGGGUCUGCGAGGGAGCCGCAGGGCGGGCCAGGCUGGGCGGCCAACAACCAACGGCCGUGCCGGACGCAAAGGAAAACCUCGGGCCGCAGGCGGCUGGUCCCGAGCGCGCCCCUCCUGCAAAGUCCGCUCUCCUCCCGGCCCGCAGGGUAGGAGACAGGCAGACCCAGAACCUCAGUUUCCCGACACCCGGUGCAGGCCAGGCCGGGUCGCGGGCGAGAGGUGCACGUCGGCCCCGCCCGCUGUCCCGCGCGCCCGGGGCGCAGAGCCGGGAGCGGGGAAGGGGCGUCCUCCGGGAGGGGCCCUGGGCGGGGGCAGCCGAGCGGGAGCCUCCGCGGGAGCGCAUAUGCACACGCACACGCACACGCGGGCCCGGAAUCCCGCGGGGGCCUUGGGCUGCUGGGCGGCUCAGAGGGGAGGAGGGCGUCCGCGCCGCGCGGCCCGCGCGCCCGACGGCCCCGGAGGAGGGCAGUGUGUGGAGCGGAAGGUGGAGCCGGGAAGGCAGCGGAAGCCAGGAAACGCGAGAAGGUUCCAGGGCAGAGGGAUGCUGUGCUCCGGGGGCCUGGCGCACAGGCGGCGCCGAGCCAGCCCGGCGGGUGCAGAGCGGCCGGGUGCGCGGCCUGCGGGUGCGCCGCCUGGGAGCGAGGCGCGGCGCCCGGCGUGCAGCGGGGCCUGGCGUUUGCCCUCGGGGCGUCUGGGGAAGAGCGAGGGCUAUGCAGGCGCCCCCUUCAAGCCCCCGGGGCCGAGCCUGCGCCCGGUGCCCAGAGGGACCAAACACACCCCGGGCAGGGAGGCCGGGAGUGACAGCGGGGCCCGCUUCGGACACCGUCUCCCCCAGAUCCUCGAGUUGUGUUUCUGCAUCUAGGGCCCGACCUCCUCACCCGACCCCCUCGCCCGCAUCCUGCUCCUCAGCCACCUUCCCAGUCACGGUGCAGCGUGGAGGCCGGCCGGCUGACAGCCUAGACACGGGGAAGCCAGCCGGCAACUCCUCAGGGACUUGUACGAAAUCAGCAGGGCUGUCCAGGGAGGCCAGCCCGUCUCCGAAAAACACCACAGCUAACUCAGGAGACAGCUCCUGCGGAAAACAGCAGCAUGCUGGAAAAAACAGCCCUUGUCCUUGUCCUUACAUGCCGUUCUGAGCGCACCUUCGCAA